AUGCCCCGCACCUACUGUUUUUACGAGUAUGUCGAUGACCUGGAUCAAUUGAUAAUAAAUAAAUGUAGACAACGUGAUGGCAGUGCCGGAACUUGUURUCCAAUUGAUGGUCAAUCACGUCAAACAAAAUUUAGUGAAUUUACUCUCAGGCCUCCAAAGCUAUCAAAACGUUUGAAAGUUAGCGUUAAUGUCGACAAUAAGUUACUCAAUGAGGCCAUCAAUGAUGCAAACGAUGUACGGAUGAGACAGUUAUCGCAUGAAAAAUAUCUCAUUAAGUCUGGUAUCUACCAGAAAGCCAAUACAAUGGAAAGUUUUCAUCAGGGAUUCUUUGGCGGUCACGACACGCACCGGCAGACCAUCACUAGAGACGGCUGUUUACUGAUGGAGACGUCCAGAUCGUUGGCUCAAAAACUUAAUCUUGAACCACAUGAGUGUCAUUCAGUUCUCAGUCAAUAUCAUCUAAAUGAUAGUCAGCUUCGGGAUCGGUGUUUGGUUGAACCCCAUUGCGAUCUACAUAUGAAAUAUCGGACAUAUGAUGGCAGUUGCAAUAAUCUAAAACAUCCACUUUGGGGACGAUCAAUGACACAACUGGUCCGUCUACUUGAACCCGAAUAUUCGGACGGAAUCGACUCUUUCCGUAAAGCCAUAGACGGCUCAGAUCUUCCCAGUGCUCGUGAAUUAUCUACAACUCUUACAAUGACCGACAAUGUGGAGCACCCGAAAUUGUCGGCACUAUUUCUACAGUUUGGACAGUUUAUAGAUCACGACAUGACUCUUGGACUCAGCACUAGAACCGACAGUGGAGAAGGGCUGUCGUGUUGUGAGAACACAGAUGACGGCCAACUGAUACAACAUCCGGCCUGUAGACCGAUAAUGAUAUUAUCUAACGAUCCUUUUUAUAGUCGAUAUAACCAUUCGUGUAAUAAUUUUGUCCGAAGCAUACCAGCACCCAAUACGGCCUGUGUAUUGGGUCCACGAGAACAGGCCGGUGCCGUCACUCACGCUAUUGAUGGAUCACAUAUAUAUGGCAGUAAUGGGGAACGGGUCAAGUUUGUCCGGUCAUAUAUUGACGGUAAACUAAAGACACAGAUAAUCAAUGGACGGGAAUUUUUGCCGUCAGAUAAAGACAAACAGUUGUCAGUUGUUUGUGCCGCUUCUGGAGGUCAUCAUUGUAUUUAUGCCGGUGAUAUCCGAGUGAAUCAACAAUUUGGUUUAACAGUAUUGCAUCUAUUAUUUUUAAGAGAGCAUAAUCGUAUAGCUGGCAAACUUAGGCUAUUAAACCCGGAGUGGACGGAUGAGACAUUGUUUCAGGAAAGUCGUCGCAUAAUUGGCGCACAACUUCAAUGGAUAACUUAUAAUGAAUUUCUACCGCUAGCUAUUGGUCGGAACACAAUGAAAAACUUUAAGCUAUUCCCGAGUUCGUCAGGCUUUUCUAACAAGUAUAAUGUCGACACUAAUCUGGGUAUUAUCAACGAAUUUGCUACCGCUGCCUUUAGAUGGCAUACAUUGGUUCAGAAUUCAUAUCAUUUGAUGAACGCCAACGGUGUAUAUACAGGACAUCAUGUGUUGCGAAAUAUAUUCAACGAUCCGACACCAAUGUAUAGGGUCGGUGCUGUCGAUGAGGUCAUCUACGGUACAGCGGUGCAGCCGUCACAGGACUUUGACCCGAUUUUUGUCGAUGAAAUCAAACACCAAUUGUUUCCAUCGCCUAAUUUUACGUUUGGCGGCGAUCUCAUAGCUAUUAACAUACAGAGGGGUCGCGAUCACGGUCUCCAACCGUACGUCAGGUACCGGGAGAUUUGUGGUCUGCCGAAAAUUACCAGUUUUGAUGACCUGAAAGAAGUGUUUCGGUUUGCGGGAGCGGUAGACUUGUUCGCCAAAAUGUACCGAUCGGUCGACGAUAUAGAUCUAUAUAUGGGUGGCAUUCACGAAAGGCCAGUCAAAGACGGCAUAAUGGGUCCGGUAUUUACCUGUAUUGUUGCCGAACAGUUUCGUCGGACUAAAGAGGGCGACCGUUUUUGGUUUGAAAAUUAUGGAUUAAGACAUUCAUUUACUUCAGCUCAAUUAUAUCAGAUAAGGAAAGUUAGCUUAGCGUCCAUAAUCUGCGCCAAUGGCGAUAGUGUCCGCUAUUUCCAAUCGCUAGCCUUAUUGAUGCCGAGCAAUAGUAAUCCAAUAAUAAAGUGCACUGAAAUACCUCAUAUAAAUUUGAAUCAAUGGAGAAACUUUGGCUAA
This is a messenger RNA of Oppia nitens, 2232 nucleotides long. Its product is annotated as peroxidase-like. Gene Ontology annotation, biological process: response to oxidative stress. Gene Ontology annotation, molecular function: peroxidase activity; heme binding. NCBI's taxonomy places the organism in Eukaryota, Metazoa, Arthropoda, Arachnida, Sarcoptiformes, Oppiidae. Bases 1 to 2232 code for a protein of 743 amino acids. The transcript has 17 exons. The record is from RefSeq and is a predicted model, not a curated record.